Ctenopharyngodon idella (grass carp) is the source of this 2635-nucleotide messenger RNA. RefSeq names its product acyl-CoA thioesterase 20 (gene acot20). Gene Ontology annotation, molecular function: fatty acyl-CoA hydrolase activity. Bases 635 to 1954 code for a protein of 439 amino acids. The transcript is spliced from 3 exons. NCBI's taxonomy places the organism in Eukaryota, Metazoa, Chordata, Actinopteri, Cypriniformes, Xenocyprididae. The record is from RefSeq and is a predicted model, not a curated record. Gene Ontology annotation, biological process: acyl-CoA metabolic process; fatty acid metabolic process.
UUGACAUGGAAAUACAUUUGCACUCUUCUAACUGACGAUUUUUGCAGUACCUUUCAUAAAUAUCCAGUUUAAGAGAAAAUGUAAUUCUGGCUUCACAAUUUAUAAUAAGGAUAAUUUAAUUUUAUUUAUAUAUUAUUAUAAUAUUAUAGACUGAACAAAAAGCCACCAAGUGAAUAUAUGUGAAGUUUGCUAAUUAUUUAUUUACUUAUGUAGUACGUAUCUUAUUUUGCCCUUUUGUGUUUUUAAACGGUCCCUUAUGCUCUUUUUUCUUUUCUACUAUCAUUUUCUCUUUGUUUUAUUCGCAGUGUUAAAAAAUGGGAAUUAAAAUCAAUGUAAAUUGGAAAAAAAAAAUGAGAAUGGCGUUUUUAUGUUUAGCUUUUUUUGUUCUUAUACAGUUUAAAUGAUGUAAUUGCUCAAUUUCAUAAAAAAAAAGAGGUCUAGAAUUUUAAUAUCUUAAUUUUAAUAUCUGGAUCUGUGAAUGUGGCACCUGGCAAGCAACAGGAUCCGAUUUAUUACUUCUUUUUUUUCUUGCAGUGUUGUUAAUUUCGAUUCUCUUCCGGGUUUUGGACUAAAAAGAGACCCCGAACACUAGACGGCAGCAACAACACAUUAUUGCAGUAAUCACACAGACGACAUGUUUUCAGUGCUGAAGUAUGUAUUUACCCCUUUCGCAAGAAACGCUCUUGCAAAAAUGCACUACAGUUCGGGGGUCAGCAUUAGGCUUUUGCCCAGUUAUAAGUGCUCUUUUGAAGACCCAGUGCACGUGACCGUGAGUGGCUUAAAUCCACAACAGCCCGUGGAUCUGCGCUCUAAAAUCACGGAUGAAAAUGGACUUGUAUUCAAGGCUUCGGCCACCUACCAAGCAGACGGCAGUGGUCAAGUUGACCUCAACCGCGACCCUUCUCUUGGUGGAAGCUUUACCGGAGUUGAACCAAUGGGCUUAUUCUGGGCACUAAAAGCAGACGUCGUAAGCUGCAAGUUUGCCCUAACGGACGUUACGCGCCCUGCUCUCGUUGACAUUGAAUGUGUCAGUGACGAUAAAGUCAUCGCCAAAGUAACAAACGAGAGACACUGCAUGACCGAUGGUGUACGGAGAAUCCCUGUAACCGAAGGCAGGAUCAGGGGAACUCUUUUUAUGCCACCUGGUAAAGGACCAUUUCCUGGGAUUUUGGAUACAAAUGUGUUUAGAGGAGGUCCUUUUGAGUUGAGGGCAGCUCUGCUGGCAAAAAGAGGCUUUGCGGUUUUUGCCUUGGCUUUCCAAGGUUACCAAGAUUUACCCAAAAGAGCUGACAGAUUUCACCUCGAGUACUUUGAAGAAGGUAUAGAUUUCCUGCGACAACAGCCAGAGGUCAAAGAUCAAAAAAUUGGUCUAGUGUCCAUAUCAAAGAGUGGAGAUCUCGCUUUGUCAAUGGCAACAUUCCUGUCUGGUAUAUCGGCCACUAUUUCGAUCAAUGGAUGCAAUGCCAAUACAAUAAUUCCACUCUACUAUAAAGACAUCUGUGUUCCACCCCUCAUAUUCGAUGUUAAGAAAGCAAAAAUGACACCGUCAGGCCUUAUGGAUAUUAGGGAUGUCCUGAAUGACCCAGUGUCCAAAGAAGGCCUUCCUAGCGUUAUUCCCAUUGAGCGCGCCUCUGGUAACUUCAUGUUUAUAAUGUCAGAAGCCGACAGGAAUUGGCCAAGUGCCUAUUAUGCAAAACUUGCAUGCGACAGACUCAAAGCACACGGGAAAAAUAACUAUGAGCUGGUGAGGUAUGAAAAAGCGGGUCACUUUAUUGAGGUGCCUUAUAUGCCCUUUUGUCUCGCUAAUUAUCAUGCUGUACCUAACCACGUGGUUUUCUUUGGCGGGGAACCCAAGGCUCAUUCAGAAGCACAGUUGGACGCAUGGGCGAGGAUGGUGAAUUUUUUCAAAAAACACUUAGCGGCUGCUGAUCACAACUGCAGAUCUAUGCUGUAAGAAAAAGGGCAUGUAAAGUACAUAAUAGUUAUGACAUCCAGUUAUAAUGUUGACUUGCAUUUCUAAUGUAGUUAUCAAGUAUUAAAAAAAAGAUCAAACUUGUGAUAAUCGUUGAUUUGCGUCUAAAUCUACUGAUAUUUAUAUCAUUCAUACAAAGGAUGGAGAAAUUGUUUGUAAAAUCAAACUGUUUAGUAUGUGUGUUUCUGUAUCACUGCUUUAUGGAAAGAGCAGCAUUUUUUUUUUUGUAACAAUGUUCAAUUCUUUACUGUCACUGUCAAUUUAAAAUUCUUUGCUUUAUUAAUUUAAAAAAAAAUGUUCUGGACGGUAAUGUACUCUCACUGCUGUGCUGCAUUUUCACAUUAAAACUUAAAAUUGAAUUUUUAAAUCAUAAUACACACUUUUCUGCUGCUGUUUAUCUGCAUUCUCUCUGUCAGUAUCUACACUAGGUCUGUUUUACUGUGUUUUAUAAGCCUGCAUUUCAGCCUUAGUGAAACGUAAAAAAACAGGUUGUUUUCCUCUUCAGUAUUUUCUUCCCUGGUAAAUGUUUGUCUAGAUAAGCUUUCCAUCAGGGUAAAGACUCUGUGAUGGAGAAAUGCAACCAUGGGUAUUGGUUACAAGCAAGUUACUGUAUUCACUUUACACAUACUGGAGCUUCCAAUAAAAUACAAUUAGAUAUCUUGA